ACUCCAUCUGUCUAUAGAUAUUCCUACGACGUCGACAACUACAAGAAAAGCACAACGCUUUGUCUCCACGAUCCUCCUUUCUCAUUCUUCUCUUCUCUUCCAUCUCUUUUUUUCACCUCUGAGAUCCUCCGCGGACGGGUGUCCCUUCUGCUUUGUGCCGAUGGAGACUACAUCUUCGUUGGAAAAUCCAGGGAGCGAGAGGUCCGACUGGGACGGCUCAAGCGGGUCCGGAGCUGCAGGAGGAGGAGGAGGAGGAGGAGGAGGAGGAGGAGGGGAAGACGGACGGACAUUCGAGUACUUCGGUUGGGUGUACCAUCUAGGAGUGAAUUCAAUCGGGCAACAGUACUGCCGUCUCCGUUUCCUCUUCAUUCGGGGCAAGUACCUCGAGAUGUACAAACGUGAUCCCCAAGAGAACCCUGGCAUUAAACCCAUUAGGAGGGGUGUUGUAGGGCCCACACUUAUGGUGGAGGAGCUAGGGCGUCGGAAGAUCAACCAUGGAGAUCUUUAUGUUUUAAGGAUUUACAAUCGGCUGGAUGAGAUGAAAAAGGGGGAAAUUGCUUGCGGUACAGCUGGAGAAGCCCAAAAAUGGAUGGAAGCAUUUGAUCAUGCCAAGCAACAGGCUGAGUAUGAGCUUUCAAGAGGAGGAGGUAGUGCCAGAAACAAACUGAACAUGGAGACCGAGAUCAAUCUGGAAGGACAUCGACCUAGAGUGAAGCGGUAUGCGCAUGGGUUGAGAAAUCUUAUAAGAAUUGGGCAAGGUCCAGAGAUGCUUUUGCGCCAAUCUUCUGUCUUGGGUGCUCGUGUUCGGACAGAUCGGUACAUUGAAGGGGACAAUGGAGAUGCAGUUGAGGCACAUGAGUGGAAAUGUGUGCAAACUAUUAAUGGUGUCAGAAUCUUUGAGGAUGUUGCUGAUUCUCAGAGUGGUAAAGAUGUUCUUGUGAAGUCGGUUGGUGUUGUUGAUGCAACUGCAGAUACCGUUUUUGAAGUGAUUUUGAACAUUGAGCGACAUCAGAGAUACGAGUGGGAUACGUUGACAGGUGAUUUGGAGCUGAUAGAUUCUUAUGAUGGGCACUAUGACGUUCUCUAUGGGAUAUUGGAUCCAAAAUAUCAUUCAAGGUGGCAUUCCAGAAGAGAUUUUAUCUUCUCUAGGCAAUGGUUUCGCGGACAAGAUGGAACGUAUACUAUAUUACAAUUUCCAGCAGUGCAUAAAGAGAAGCCUCUAAGAUCUGGUUAUCGGCGUAAACAAAUCAACCCAUCUACCUGGGAGAUUAGAAGUUUAAGCACACCCAUGGGUUCAAAUGCUCCAAAAUGUAUUGUAAGUCAAAUGUUAGAGAUAGAUUCUUCGCGUUGGUUCAGAUGGAAGAAAAAUAACUGCUCAAAGUUUGAAAAGAGUGUUCCUUAUGCACUAUUAUGCCAAGUGGCAGGUCUAAAGGAAUACAUUGGAGCAAACCCAGCUCUCAAAUAUGAAUCUGCCACCACAGUUGACCAUUCAAACAUUUCCAAUGUUUCUAUGCCCAAUGGUGAAGAUGAGGAUGCAAAAAUGCAAGAUGAGUUUUAUGAUGCAAUUGCCGCCAACUCUUCAUCAUCCUCAGAAGAUGAAGAGAGCGGCAAUGAUGAAAAUGACAAGAAGGAAAUGAAAGUAAAGCUGAAGAAUGUUUCAUGGGCCCUCACGAUCUUAUCUUUGAUGCAAACUUCAGCUCCAGAUGUAAAUAAGGAACUAGAGCUCACUGCUACUCCUAUUAUUAUUAAUCCCACUCAAUUUCAUGGUUCAUUACACAAAGGAAAGGAUGACACAGACACGAACUGUUGGACUUCUCCCAAUGGAAUGGGAUUUAUGAUCAGAGGAAAGACUUACCUAGAAGAUAAUUCGAAGGUAAUGGGAGGAGACCCUCUUCUCAAGCUCAUAGCUGUUGAUUGGUUCAAAGUCGAUCAACCCAUAGAUAAAAUUGCUCUGCAUCCUAAGUGUAUUGUCCAGUCAGAAAUUGGAAAAAGGCUUCCAUUCAUUCUUGUCAUUAAUCUCCAGGUUCCUGCCAAACCAAACUAUAGCUUGGUCCUUUACUAUGCCGCAGACAGACCUGUAAAAAAGAGUUCUUUGCUGGCAAAAUUUGUGGAUGGAAGUGACAUGUUUCGGGAUGCAAGACUUAAACUAAUACCCAGUAUUGUUGAGGGAUAUUGGAUGGUGAAGCGUGCAGUCGGAACAAAAGCUUGCUUACUGGGGAAAGCUGUAACCUGCAAAUAUGCCAGACAAGACAACUUUCUGGAGAUUGAUGUGGAUAUUGGUUCGUCAUCAGUUGCAAGGAGUGUCAUUAGCCUUGUUCUUGGAUAUGUUACAAGCAUAGUUGUGGACCUGGCAAUUUUAAUAGAGGCGAAGGAAGAAACUGAGUUGCCUGAGUACAUUCUCGGUGCCGUUCGGAUAAAUCGUCUGAGGCCCGACUCUGCUGUACAUUUGGAGGUCUGAUGUUUCUAUAUAUCAGAAUAUUUUAAUCGUCCUUUUUUUCAUGUUAUCAGAAUGCUUUAAUCA
Molecule: messenger RNA, 2521 nt
Organism: Juglans microcarpa x Juglans regia
Lineage: Eukaryota; Viridiplantae; Streptophyta; Magnoliopsida; Fagales; Juglandaceae
Product: protein ENHANCED DISEASE RESISTANCE 2-like
Exons: 22
Coding region: 161-2458 (765 amino acids)
Molecular function (GO): lipid binding
Source: RefSeq, a predicted model, not a curated record